ACUAGACUGUCUUGAAGAAGGCCCUUCCACCAGGUGCACAGUGCCCUGCUCCUCCAGGCCUGCCCACAUAACAUAUGAUUGCAGUCACCUGCGUGACGCCUUUCACGUCUACUCAUUAGCAUAAUACACGGAACACUGGGGACUGCACUUGUAAGUGGGAAGCCCAGGAGCAGGGGCCUGUGUACCCGGUGGAAGGGGCUACAGUGGGGAAUCUGCAGCUACUAGCAUCACUACGGGUGCCAAUCCUCCGUAUAGCAGCAGCAGCCCUGCAGGCGGAGCCAGGUCGUGUGACGGGUCAGCCCCCCGGGGUUAUAUAUAGAAGGGGGCACGCCGGCAACCGACGGUAUUGCUGCUGCUAGAAGCGCCAUGGAGUAUUCUGCGGGACCGGAGGAUCAGGAGCUGCGGGAGGCGCAGAGGGAGUACCUGGACUUCUUGGAUGAUGAUCAAGAUCAAGGCGUAUAUCAUGGGAAAGUGAGGGAUAUGAUUGCGGCAAAUGAGCAUCGCCUCAUUAUCAACUUGAAUGAUGUCAGGCGCAAAAAUGAACGCAGAGCAAACUUAUUGCUGAGUAACGCAUUUGGGCAGGUUGUGGCAUUCCAGAGAGCGUUAAAGGACUUGGUAGCUUCUAUUGAUGCAACAUACGCCAAGCAGUUUGACGAGUUCGGCAUUGGAUUUGAAGGCAGCUUUGGCGCGAAGCAUGUGUCUCCUCGUUCUCUGACAGCAGGUUUCUUGGGAAAUUUGGUCUGCAUUGAAGGAAUUGUAACAAAAUGUUCUUUGGUGAGACCUAAGGUUAUGCGAAGUGUUCAUUAUUGCCCAGCUACAAAGAAAACACUGGAAAGGAAAUAUACAGACCUUACAUCACUGGAGCCGUUUCCAUCUAGUGCCAUAUACCCCACCCAAGAUGAAGAAAACAAUCCUCUUGAAACAGAAUUUGGGCUGAGCACAUAUAAAGAUCAUCAGACUCUGACUAUACAAGAAAUGCCAGAGAAAGCCCCUGCAGGGCAGCUCCCUCGUUCUGUUGAUAUAAUUGCAGAUGAUGACUUAGUGGACAGGUGUAAACCUGGUGAUAGGGUACAGAUAGUGGGCAUAUACCGCUGUCUUCCAUCAAAACAGGGAGGCUUCACAUCUGGUACAUUCAGGACCAUUUUAUUGGCAAAUAACAUCAAAGCAAUGAGCAAAGAAAUUGCCCCGACAUUUUCAGGUGAUGAUGUUGCAAAGAUCAAGAAAUUCUGCAAAGCUCAUUCUAAGGAUAUCUUUGACCAGUUAAGUAAAUCUUUGGCUCCGAGCAUUCAUGGUCAUGAGUAUAUUAAGAAGGCCAUUUUGUGCAUGCUCCUUGGUGGUAAUGAAAAGGUCCUGGACAAUGGGACGCGCAUAAGAGGCGAUAUUAAUGUUCUGCUAAUAGGUGAUCCAUCGGUUGCCAAGUCUCAGCUGCUACGCUACGUGUUGCACACUGCUCCGAGAGCCAUUCCCACCACCGGUAGGGGAUCCUCUGGAGUAGGGCUAACAGCGGCAGUGACAACUGAUCAGGAAACUGGAGAGAGGCGUCUGGAGGCUGGUGCCAUGGUACUGGCUGAUAGAGGGGUUGUCUGUAUUGAUGAAUUUGAUAAAAUGUCUGACAUGGACAGGACUGCUAUACAUGAGGUGAUGGAGCAAGGUCGCGUCACUAUAGCAAAAGCAGGAAUUCAAGCAAGACUGAAUGCUCGAUGCAGUGUCCUUGCUGCAGCUAAUCCAGUUUAUGGAAGGUAUGAUCAGUUUAGGACGCCAAUGGAAAAUAUUGGUUUACAAGACUCUCUGCUUUCGAGAUUUGAUUUGCUUUUUAUUGUACUGGACCAAAUGGAUGCAGACCAUGAUCAUGAAAUUGCAGACCAUGUCCUGCGAAUGCACCGAUACAGGACACCUGGGGAGCAGGAUGGCUACGCAAUGCCUCUCGGGUGCAGUGUUGAGAUUUUUGCAACGGACGAUCCAAAUGCCUCAGACGUCGCUGAUCAAGACCUUCAGAUUUAUGAGAAGCAUGAUAACCUGCUGCAUGGCCCACGCAGAAACAAAGCAAAGAUUGUGAGCAUGCAGUUUAUACGGAAAUAUAUCCAUGUUGCUAAAUUGAUGAAGCCUGUUCUGACUCAUGAGGCUGCAGAUCACAUAUGUCAGGAGUAUGCAAAGAUCCGAAGCCACGAUGAAAUGAAUGACCGUGCUAGGACUAUGCCGGUCACUGCUAGAGCCCUUGAAACCAUGAUCAGAUUGGCUACUGCUCAUGCUAAAGUCAGAAUGAGCAAAACCAUUGACCGCCAGGAUGCUGAAAUGGCGCUUGAACUUGUUCAGUUUGCUUAUUUUAAGAAGGUCUUGGCAAAGGAAAAGAGACACAUUGACAAAGAUCCAGAUUUAAGUCAAGAAAUGCCAAGUCAAGAAGGCAUGAGGAAAAGUUCAAGGCAUGCAGGGAAAAUGUCUGACUCUCAAGACUCUAUGGACCCCUAUGCUUUUAGUCAGGAUGAGAACAGUCAGAGUGAAAAUUCCCAACGUGUGAAAACCCCACGGAAGCGGUCGGAAAGUCAGGGAGAGCUGAUAACAAAGAGUUCAUUAAGUCAAGCCAGAAUUAAAGAAUUUAAAGCUGCUCUCUUAAAAACCUUUAAGGCCGCGCGUUCACAAUCUGUAGCGGUAAGCCAGUUAUUGGAAUUGAUUAAUAAAGGAAAUCAUGAACCUUUUGAACUCUCUGAAGUCAAGCAAGCACUGAACAGUAUGCAGAAUGAUAACCAAGUCAUGGUUUCUGACGAUGUGGUGUUCUUGAUUUAAGAUGAGGCAAUCUCCUGUUCAUCAAUUUGUGAAUGAAGUAAAAUGUACUUUUGUAUGUGUAUUUAUAUAAUAAAAUGAGCUGAUGCACUGUA
This is a messenger RNA of Pseudophryne corroboree (corroboree frog), 2873 nucleotides long. Its product is annotated as maternal DNA replication licensing factor mcm3. Gene Ontology annotation, molecular function: ATP hydrolysis activity; ATP binding; single-stranded DNA helicase activity. Gene Ontology annotation, cellular component: MCM complex; nucleus. The record is from RefSeq and is a predicted model, not a curated record. The transcript is spliced from 17 exons. Gene Ontology annotation, biological process: DNA replication; DNA strand elongation involved in DNA replication; mitotic DNA replication initiation. NCBI's taxonomy places the organism in Eukaryota, Metazoa, Chordata, Amphibia, Anura, Myobatrachidae. Bases 367 to 2781 code for a protein of 804 amino acids.